AGCAAACCUGGACUUCGAACGAUGAUCGAUCGUCCUCCGAAAUACCGGAGGAAAACCCUACGCGGUGCCCAUGCGAUUGACCCUUCGCACUACUAUUAACACGGUUCUGCGAGUUUCGCCGAUGAUGGCAGGGACUCUCUGCAUGAUCUCUUGGGAGAAAUCCGCAGGAGGAGAGUCAUCAACAGACGAUGUGGAAAGCAGUGACGAGAAUGAUCCGGAUAUCUUGAAAUUAGCACGACAACGUUCCGAUAUCCAUCCUCACCUUUCCUACUGUCUAAAGCCCCUCGCUGUCCCCGAUAUCCAUCCUCCCCAUUGGGUCCUGUGGCGCGAAGACUUCAUCGAGCUUUCACUGUGUCUGGUGGAAGUACGACUGGCGUGGAUCGAGGACGAAGCGCACCCAACUUGCAUAGAGCGCCUGGAGUUGCUGUUCAUCCAGGCCUGGCGAACCAACGUGGAGGGAGAGCUUCUCGCGUUUCUAUUGAGUACGGUGCGGCCCGGUCACCAGGAUCUCAUCACGAAAGAGCUCACGAUCCCAGUAGCACAGCUGGCGGACGAUCUCCCUCUUGACAUCAUCUCGCAAGACGACGAGCAUCCAGUUCCCCACGUGCUUUCUCACACAUUGACGCCUUAUCUUCAGUGGUCGGCUUGCGUAGAAGGAGCCGCAGAGCGCAUCCCGCCGUCGCAGCAACAAUACCUGGAUCCCCGGACGGCUCGCGAUCCUGCCUUCUUCAGGCAUCCUACGGCGGAGCAGCUUGCAGCCAUUCGAGAAGAAGAGGAGGAGGAGGAGAGUACCGGGAGUGACAAAGACGAAGAGCUCGGGGAAGAAGACGAAACCCCAGAAGAAGGAAGCUAUAGCGAGCAUAGCGAGGGGGAACAGAGCGAAGAAGAAGAAGAAAGCGAGGAAGGAGAAGAGGAGCACGACAAAGAGCCUGCUGGAUCGGAGUGGGAAGUCGUGCCAGAAGAAGCGCUGCGUACGGGUACGGAGGCUGAGGAUUCGGAGGCGGGCCGCAAAAGAGAAGAGAUCGCGGCCGGGAAGGAGUUAGAGCUCGCAAGCGCGGAGAGUCUGCAGAUUCACGAUGAUCCGAACUGAGAUCCUGAGCCACCCUGGCCUGAAGAUGGCGACCUCGCGGCCACGACUCUGACCCCAUCAGCGC
Molecule: messenger RNA, 1154 nt
Organism: Chara braunii
Lineage: Eukaryota; Viridiplantae; Streptophyta; Charophyceae; Charales; Characeae
Source: the annotation of a GenBank genome assembly